Messenger RNA from Osmerus eperlanus (European smelt), 2564 nucleotides. RefSeq names its product proline rich 5 like (gene prr5l). The record is from RefSeq and is a predicted model, not a curated record. Gene Ontology annotation, biological process: TORC2 signaling. The transcript is spliced from 9 exons. Bases 1093 to 2127 code for a protein of 344 amino acids. Gene Ontology annotation, cellular component: TORC2 complex. NCBI's taxonomy places the organism in Eukaryota, Metazoa, Chordata, Actinopteri, Osmeriformes, Osmeridae.
UAUUUCAGUGUGUAAUCAUAAGAAAUGGUCUGUAUUUGUAUACAGUGCAUCAAUAACAUUAUCUAUCUACACAACUAUAGGCAAGCCCAACUAGCAUUUACACAUAUUCAACAAAGAUAUGUUACCUUUAACUUAUGCUGCGAUUGGUACAAAUGUAUGUUGUGUCUGGAAGGUUCGGCAUUCCCUUGGUCCAAAAUAUGGUGUGCUGGAGAUCAGGAAGGGGGUUGGGGUGCCAUAUCUGAUACCCAUAUGUAUGUGGGAAGUGUUAAUGACAUUGGUGGGUGGAUGGGUCAGACUGAAUCAGAGGUUUGGUGAGUCUGAACUAUUUGCUUGACUGCACACAUUUAGUCUCCAGUCUGUGCCUGAUCAGUAUACAUGGGAAUGACAGAAUGUUCGGCACACACGUGACGUCUGAAACAUUUGGUGGCAUUUUUAACCUUCUCUUUCACCCCAUUUCUGUGCCCCACCCACCCAUCCACAGUCAACUUCAAUUCUAAAAGUCACACGUACUUUGCUUGACUCAGUUUGACCUCUUCUCUUAUCCUCUCCUUACAGCUUGCAGACACCUCAUUAUAAUGUUAUUUUGGGUCCUGGCUCAUAAGCUUGCCAUUUCAAUCAAAAGUGUAUGUAGUUAUUACUGUCUCAGCAUAGCAUAGCUCGAACAUCUCUCAUGGUUUGAGCCAGGUUUUGGUCUGUCGUGGAUAGCAAUAUGCUGUAUAUGUAAUUUGGGUUGUAAACAUGGUGAGACAGGAAGUUAGCGAACUACUGAAAGUAACUUCACUGUUUUCAGUAUGACACAGAUGCUUAAGUUGACACGGACACAUUAGCCACACCUACAUGCUUCUCACUCUACAGUUUCAGUCAACUCAUUUGUUAUCUUACUGUGGAGCGGUUUAACCACACAAACAUUUUUUGUCAGUUCCACCGCCAGUUAUUUGCUUUUGCUUGUUGUUUGCAAAAGUCUCAUGUGAACAAUCACAGCCGGAGGGAAUUUUUCUUACUGACUUUUUUGGCGAAGAUGAGUGUAGCUUCAGAAGUGCUGCUGUAAGACGUUCUGAGGAUAGACAAAAUAUACUCCAGAACUUGUGCAUAAUGGGAUCAUUUCGGCGACCUCGCCCUCGUUUCAUGAGCUCUCCUGUGCUGACAGACCUUGCCCGCUUCCAUGCCAGCUCAUCCGCCAUGCAGCUUUCCAACGCGAGUGUCUGGAACAGUGUCCAGACAGCUGUCAUCAAGGUGUUUGAGGGAGGAGGGUUGCAGGCAAAUGAGCUUUACACUCUCAAUGAGAGCAUCAGGUGGCUCCUCAAAACAGAGCUUGGCUCAUUUAUCACAGAAUAUUUCCAGAAUCAACUUUUGACAAAAGGCCUGUCACACAUUAAGGAAAAAAUAUGCCUCUAUGAGGGUGACAGCCAACUCAUCGUUCUGUCUGAGAUGUGGGUGAGAUUCUUCACUGAGAUAUUGCCUACACUCCAGGCUAUAUUUUACCCUGUUCAGGGUCAGGAGCUGACCGUCAGGCAGAUGGCCCUGUUAGGCUUCAGAGACCUGGUCCUCUUGAAGAUCCACCUCCACGACUCACUGGCACACAGCACUACCACGUUGCCCCCUCCAGCCAUCACUCAGAUGCUGCUCAUCCUACAGGGCAUCCAUGAAUCAGGUAGUCCCAGUAAAGAGUAUUACCAGUUAGAAAAACUGGUGGAGAUUGUUAUAUGUCCUUACCUGGGGAACAUUCUUCACGGUAGUAAAGGCAUGUGCUUCCAAGAAUGCUGUGCAACGUACCCAAGGAAGGCAGCAAGCCGACCAGAGAUCACCAUAACCCACCACACCUCAGAUUCGUUCACAUUGGCUCCCCUGGUGGAGCAUGAAGGGGAAGCCUACCUGGAGAAGGUGGGCGGAAUACGACGCCACACGGUAGCUAACGCUCACUCGGACAUCCAGCUGCUCUCAGCAUCGGGCAGGAUGCACUCUGGGAUGGAGGAAGACCGCAGGGGCAGUGGGGGGAGCGAAAUGGGAAACAACUGUGUCAUGGGAUGCAGACCGUUCUCCAGUGAGCCUGACAUCCUGGAGGCACCAUCGGGAGGGGUUCUCAAGCAGCCAAGAUCAUCUGAAAUGAUUUGCCCUCCCCCCAGCUAACAAAAUGGGGCCUUUAUACAAAAACCCUUAAGGAGAAAUACCUCAGUGAUGAAGAGAAAGGAAUGGGAUUUCAGGGGGGUUCUCUAUGGUCAAAAGGUCAUCUCUCUGUGCCGUUUCACCAAACACGCCAUCCCUCGGUGGGCUACAUCUAAUAGGAGGGAUGGAAGAGGAAGCAGGAUCGUCUAUCAGAUGAGUCCAUUAUUGGGGAAAGGGGAUCUUAAAGUUUACUUAUUGAAAUGAGGUGGGGGAAUUUUGGAAAUGCCUGAAUGUAUCCUGUCAAUGUCUUAACAAACCCUACCUGAACAUUGAGGAAGUAUGUGUUGACUGUGCCACAGCAGACAAAUCCUGUUCAGGGUUUGAUCAUUUAUAUGGUUUUAGAACUGGUCUCCAACAAGAUUGUGUGUAAUAUUUUUGUACUAAUAAAAUACUUAACUAUA